AUGGCGAGCGCUUCGCCAACUCCCGCCCCCGCGGCUACCACCCGCCGAACAUCACAGCGCCAGGCAGUCCGUAGGCCGACGUCGCGACAGGCCAUGAAUAGGAGCGACGUGCAGGCUGCCCAGGAUCAACAACAACAAUAUCAUCACAACGACGAGAGCUCGGAGGAUGAGUUCCCUGUUCCUAUGAAGCUUAGUGCUCUCACAAAAGCUCUCCUCAACGAUGGGGAGUCGGUGAGGCCGGUGCAGUCAAGGCCUUCCCCCCCGCGUACCAGGCGCCAGGCCCACGCCGCUCUCAAUUCGUCGACGUCGUCGGCCACCGAGAACCGUCGGUACCUUCGAUCCGGCAGUGCACAGGCCACGGAUGUACCCAAGCAGCAGUCGCAGCAGCAGUCGCAGCAGCAGCCGCAGCCGCAGCAGCAGCUACCUACCCCCCCGACCACCAGCACACACAGCAGCACCACCAGCGGCAACAACAACAACGACAACAGCAACAACAACAGCCACGAUGACAGCGAGCACAAGGAGCCCACGCCCCCGCGGAAGCGCGUCGUCCGUCUGAGCAACACGCCCCAGAGCCUCAGCCAGCUGGGCGCUAGCAAGAGGCGCUCUGCCUCGUCGUCGCUGUCCGCACAGAGGUCCUCGGCUGCUGCUGCUGCUGCUCAGCCGCCACCGCGCCCGACCAGUAGGACCGGUAACAACGGUGAGAGAUCGACCGAGGAUGGCAACAAGUCCCACGACUACUACCAGGUGGACGUCAACACGCCCGCCCAGAACGAGCGCAUCGUGCGCAUAGCCGCGGGGUCGUCUGGACACCACAGCCGCGUCGGAUCCUCAGCCCGUCGGUCGUUUGACCGGUCAGCCGUCGACGUCGACGAGGCCCCCGACGACGACGAGGACCCGGAUGCCGUGGCCCGCAACGCUCCUCCCGUCAGCACGGGCAGCGUGGCCAACAACCUGCAGGGCUCCAUCCGUGUCAAGCGCGUCGGCAAGAUCCCCGGGAGCUUCCUCAGCGGCCCGGCCCGCCGUGGUGGCAGGCGCACCCAGAGCGGUGAGCACAACGACGCCGACGCCUUCUUGCAGGGACAGGAGCCCGGAUCCCACCCUGGCCGCGAUGUCGCCGGCACCUCGCCGUCGUACUACGCUGAUGGCGUCCACGACCGCGACUUCAACUCUGGCAGCCCCGUCAGUGCCGGUGCCGCCGUCAGGGCCAGCCAGAGGCUCCGCGGUGCCAGCGCCGACAUUCCCGGUGGCGAGGACGAGGCUCCCGCCCCUAGGAGGUCGUCGCCGCGGAUAGAGGCUCGCAUCGUGUCCGAGCCGGAGCAACCGCUCGCCUCGGCCCCCGCUCCGCAGAUGCCCUCCGCCUACGACCAGGAGAACGAAGCGCCCGCUAGCUACAGGCGUGCCAACAAGCCUCCCGCCGCCGAGGCUGUGCCGGAAAAGGCGUCGAGCAAGCCGAUACCUCUGCAGCAGCAGCAGCAGCAGCAUGGGCCGUCGACGGUGUCGCCGGCGAGGAAGCCCCUGUCGAUGGUGGAGAGGAACACGCCUCGCCGUCCGGCGCCGCCGCCGCCGCCCAAGAUGUCGGUCAUCGAGGCGGCCACGUCAAACGCCGGCGCGUCCACGACGACGCAGGCCAAGCAGAGGAGGAACGUGCUCAAGGUCAACGGGAGGUGCUACACCAGGCUCGACUGCCUGGGCCGCGGCGGCAGCGCAAAGGUGUACCGCGUCACGGCGGAGAAUGGAAAGAUGUUUGCGCUCAAGCGCGUCUCGCUCGAGAAUGCAGACGAGUCUACCGUUCGGGGGUACCGUGGCGAGAUUGACCUCCUCGGGAAGCUGAAGGGUGUCGAUCGCGUCAUCAACCUGUUUGAUUAUGAGAUGAAUGACGAGAAGCGAGUACUUAGCCUGCUUAUGGAGAUGGGCGAAUUGGACCUCAACACUCUGCUCAGGACAAGGCAGAACCCCGAGGGAGCCAAGCUGGACACGGUGUUUGUGAGGUACUACUGGAAAGAGAUGCUGGAGGCGCUGCAGUCGGUUCACCAGUACGACAUUGUGCACUCGGACUUGAAGCCGGCCAACUUCGUACUGGUGCAGGGCCGUCUGAAGCUGAUCGACUUUGGCAUCGCCAACGCCAUCCAGACAGACGAGACGGUCAACGUGCAUCGCGAGACGCAGAUCGGCACGCCCAACUACAUGUCGCCCGAGUCGUUGAUGGACGCCAACACGCCCCGGGGCGGCGGCCGCGUCCCCGGCCGGCCCAAGCUGAUGAAGCUCGGCAAGCCCAGCGACGUGUGGUCCCUCGGCUGCAUCCUGUACCAGAUGGUGUACGGGCUGCCCCCCUUCGGCCACAUCGCCAACCAGAUGGCCCGGUGCCAGGCCAUCAUCAACUGGGACCACGGCAUCGAGUUCCCGUCGCGCGGCGUGGGCGGCGUGGCUGUCCCGCCCUCGCUGAUCCGCACCUUGCGACGCUGCCUCCAGCGCGACCAGCACCUCCGCCCCACGUGCGAGGACCUCCUCCGCGACACGGACCCCUUCCUGUACCCCGUCGAGCUGGGCGACCGAGCCGUCCCGAUAGAUGAGGAGCUCCUCGGCAGGAUCAUCCAGAGCGUCGUGACCAGGUGCAAGGACCGUAUGCCGUCCGAGUCGGAGCUGGCCACGGUCUGGCCACAGGCGUACUGGAGCAGCGUGAGGAAGGCGACGUCGGGAAGGAUGUGA
Messenger RNA from Geosmithia morbida, 2709 nucleotides. RefSeq names its product serine/threonine-protein kinase TTK/MPS1. Gene Ontology annotation, molecular function: ATP binding; protein serine/threonine/tyrosine kinase activity; protein serine/threonine kinase activity. Bases 1 to 2709 code for a protein of 902 amino acids. The transcript is spliced from 2 exons. Gene Ontology annotation, biological process: meiotic spindle assembly checkpoint signaling; peptidyl-serine phosphorylation; chromosome segregation. Gene Ontology annotation, cellular component: spindle; kinetochore; nucleus. Lineage: Eukaryota; Fungi; Ascomycota; Sordariomycetes; Hypocreales; Bionectriaceae. The record is from RefSeq and is a predicted model, not a curated record.